AUGUCGUCCAGCAGCGUGGACCUGCCAUCAAGUGGCUUGAGUGUGGAUUGGUUCAACCUCGAGGGCCUUGCAGAAAGGGGUGCAGGGGGCCGACUGGUCGUUGGAGCAGCUGUGCUCACUCGGGCCGACUUAGAUUUCAAUUGGGAUAUCGUGGCCAAGGCGAUGGAGUACAUGGGUGCACGUCCAGGGGUGGAUCAACUGCAAGACGAGGUUGAUCUUUUCUUUCAGCGUUCCCGGCAGAAGGGCAGGAAGCCAGUCAGUCGCGAGUUUUGUCGCACACAAGCUUGGCGAGUUCGUAACUUGAUUUCUAUGUUCAACCGGAUAUGCAAGCUGCCCCACCGCCCAAACGAAGAGAAUGUUCGGAAGAUCUACACCCAUUUGGGCCUGGAGAUUCCACCCGGACGGCAGCUACGAUCCAACGAGUCCCUGGAUGAGCAGCAUGGAUCCGAAGAGGUCGGCUAUGACGAGGCGGGUGAGUCGGAAGCAGGAAGCAUCCCAUCGGUGCCGUCUAUGGAGGAAGUGAUCACCCCGAGGCACGCAGCAGGCAAUGAGACGUCGCCUGUAUCAGGAGUGAAGUUGCCUGCCCCCAGCAAGCGCGAAAUUUUGCAAGCCCUGACGGAGCAGCAGCAUCACUUGUCUCGUUUGCUUUUGGCAAAGCAGCAGCUAGCUGCGAAAUCCUGCUGCCCAUCUAAGGGUAGCCUGCCUGCACCUAGUGUGGGGGAGAAUUGUAUGUUGUACGUAGCUAUCAUCACGAGUUCGGCAUCUGGUGUCAUUGCACUAUCAGGUGACUUGACGACGCAGGAGACUCAAAUCAUGGACCCAGGCAGUUUGGAUGCUGCUGCGGUUUGCAUGAGCAAAGAUGUUGAGGAAAAGGAAAGGGCAGCUAUGGCUGCUCAUGUGUUUGAUGCAAAGGCCCCUGCGAAAUUGGGUCCGAAGCGACAGUUGACUGCGACUGUUGAGUUUGGACCAUCCCCGAAAGCAGCAAAAGUAAUCAAGCAAGAGCCGGUCCGCAUUAAGAAGGAACCCUUGCAAGAGGUGCCAAGCAAGCCUGUGGAAGCGCCACCAAGCAAGCCGUUGCAGCCUUUGGUAGAGCCAGCAGUGAAGCCUUCGGUGCCAAUCAAGCAAGAACCUUUGGAAGUGCCAAUCAAGAGAGAGCUUGAAGCCGAGUAUGAUCAGGAGGAUCCUUUGCCAGAGUUAGCUGCCCCGGUGGAGUCUGAAGAAGGCUCCAUGGACCCAGAGGUUGAAGGAAGCCCCGGUGCUCAGGAUUCAGAGGAGUUUGAGGGAGGCUCCGAUGCUCAGGGUCCAAAGGAGUUUGAGGGAGGCUCCGAUGCUCAGGGUCCAAAGGAGUUUGAGGGAGGCUCCGAUGCUCAGGCUCCGAAGGAGUUUGAAGGAGGCUCCGAUGCUCAGGGUCCAGACGCGCCCGCUGUUGGCUCCGAUGCACAGGGUGGCGAGACUACCGAAAAAAUAGGCAUGACACGGCCUGCCCUUCUGAGCACGGCUGGUGCUUUGGCCCCAGGUGACCAGGCCCAGAUGUGCAAGAAGGGUGGCAAGAAGAAUGGCAAAGCUGACGAGAGUGCUGCAGCCAAGUCGGCUGAGACCUGCCGUGGCACAUCCAAGAAACCAGCCAAGAAGGAUGAACAGGAGACGGAGACGGCAGCUGAGCCGAAGAGAAAGCCCGGCCGCCCAAGAAAGCACGACAUCCAGCCAAAAGCCAAGGCCAAAGCUAAGAUAGCCGAGCCAAGCGCAAAGAAAGCCGCGACCCCGAAGAAAGCAGCAAGCAACAAGCGCAAGGCACCAGAUGCUGAAGCACCCAACAGCCAGGAUACCAAGUUUUAUUCCCCGCAAGCGAGACCCAAAGCCAAGCCCAAGGCAAAAGGCAAGAGCAAAGCAAAGCCGGCCCCAAGCCCCCCCAAGGGUGGGAAGGAUGGGAAGGGUGGAGAGCCAAAGGGUGCGGCUUCACAGGACCCGGGCCUGAAGAGCAGAAAGAGUUGUGCUUAUCACAGAGCGAAGAAAGCUGCUUUGAACAGUGGCCUUUCGAAAGAGAAGGCAAUCGUUCAGGCCAAGAAGGUCUUUGAUGGAUCCUGGGAAAACUUCUCUCGAACCGCCACGACAAGGUUCUCUGGACCCUGGACUACGAGUACUCUUCGGCCUGAGCAAUAUCCUUGGAAGGCUGCCCCGGCUGGCGAUGCUGAGCACUUCGAUGUGAAGGCCAUGGACUGCCAGAAGGUACUCAUAGCUGUGAUGAUGCUGAUACUGUGGUCGACGAAUCUACCACAGGCCAAAUCCUUUGAUCUUCUCGACUUGUUUUCUGGGGUCGGCAACGCCAGCAAAUAUUGGAAGUCUAAAGGAAAGACUGUGGCCACCAUUGAGAUCAAUCGGAGUGCCUCCAUGGACUUUCUCUCCAAUGGUGGUUUCGUGCAGCUUGGUCAAGCCUUAGCACCAAAUGCCAUCGAUCAGGACAACUUGCAACGUGCAGGGAUGCUCCGACGGUGGAAGGAAGCCGACGGCUCCGAGCGCUUCGCGGGCACGAGCAGCCUGAAGGAUGCUGGGGUCUAUCCCAUGGACUUUGUGAAACAAAUCUUCGAAGCUUUCGCUACAGACUGUGUGCCCGAAGCAUUGGGCUGCCUACGCCACAAAAACACCACCAACCCCGACUUGUCUGACGUGGAGUUGUUUGCUGCCCUGCCAAUGAAGGACAUGUGGGAGGAUGCACAUUUGCCUUCAGUUUAUUUCUACUUGAGAAAGAACAAGUACAUUAUGAUACCCUCUUGUUGGGAAGAUGCGAUCCUUGCAUUUGAAACAGAACUGGAUUCCAAGGCGGCGCAAGCCAACCUCAGUCAGCUUCAGCAACAGCUAGCUGCUGUUGAGCCCGAGCCGAUUCCGGCUGCAGUGCCAGGUGCUCCUUCCGUGGCCACUUCCAGUGGUCAGUUUGCCCCUGGCAAUGUGUGUCAAAAGCUUGGGGUCCUGCCACGAUCCCACACCACCCGCAUGCUGCAGGGAUCCUCGAAAUACGACAACGACAACAACGAGCCCACGGAGGUUGCUUCAACCCCCGGCAAGACCCCCAAGCCCCAGGAGACUAAGUCGAUCGAGGUUGAUGACAGCCCGCUGGUGCCCAGUGCAAGCAAGAGCAGCCCCAGAAGCCACGGCAAAGGCACACGCCCGGAUGUUCGAAGGUCCUUGAACUGGGAAAGACCGCCGACGGACGAGUCUUCGAUUGAUUGGGGUGAGCAGCUUCGCAAGCUCCUGCUGGAUCAUGGGUCGUUUGACAAGAUAGAGGGGGUCUUGGAGAGGUGGCACCAGCAGAAGAAGCAAUCGGCAGAGACGGGUGGACUUGUGACAAAGGAGUGGCUGAUCGCUAAGCGGUUCUAUACCCAGACAAUGGCAGACAAUGCCUUUGAGUGGGCGAAGCGGAACGGGAAGUUGUUCACUUCGGAGGUUCAUGGGGCCGAGGAGGCUGACAUUCCGCUAGAGUGGAAAUGGAGCAAUACCAAUGAGUCGGGGCAGAAGACAGGGUUUUCGAGCUCUUUCAGCAUGGAUGACCCGGACUGUGCUUUGCUGGACAAGGACAACGAGGACCUGGGCCACUUCGAGGUUGCUAAGACCGCGGAGAGGGCCAGCGAUUCCGUUGCCACGGCUCAGGCAGGGGCUUCGUUUAAGAUGUGCUUUCCUAGCUUGCAGCAAAACGCCUCCCCGCUUGGGCUGCUAUCCAGCUACAUCUGUGUGCUCGGGAAGAAGAUUGACUUGGCUGAGACAGUGAAGGACAAGGUCCAGGGCAAGAAAGGGGAGAAGGCAUCCGAGCUCUGCAAGAACUUGACCACCUGCUUGAAAGACAUGAAUGACUGCUACCGGAAGUUGACCGAUGUGCAAGCCAGUGCGGCGACCACCGAUAAUGAGGCGGAGAUUGCCAG
Symbiodinium sp. CCMP2456 is the source of this 3911-nucleotide messenger RNA. The record is from the annotation of a GenBank genome assembly. NCBI's taxonomy places the organism in Eukaryota, Dinophyceae, Suessiales, Symbiodiniaceae.